UUCUAUUUUUCCAGGACACGUCAUGGAGAAACCCUCAAAGGAUCGUCUCAUUUUAUCUCCAGGUUGUAAAAUGGAAGAUGAGGACAUCACAGGAGAUUGUGGAGGAGAAAAGACAAUGAGCUCCACUAUGGAUGGAGGACUUCACAGUGUGGAUAGACCAUGGAAUCCCUCCGACUCUGAGCAACCUCGUACUGUAGGGGAUGGGGCCGGAAUUCAGGAGGAGACUACAUUUCCCUGUCCUGUUUGCGGGACAAGUUUUACUUCUGAAUUAAGUCUUUCUCUACACCAGAGGUCACACACGGGUGAGAAACUUUAUUCCUGUUCGGAGUGCGGGGAAUGUUUUUAUCAUUUUGGAGAAUACAUUAAACAUCAGAGAUCUCACACAGGGAAGAAGCCGUAUUCCUGUUCUGAGUGCGGGAAAUGUUUUUCAGAAAGGAGCAGUCUUUUCAGACAUCAGAAAUUGCACACAGGGGAGAACCUUUAUUCCUGCACUGAGUGCGAAAAAUGUUUUACGCAGAAAUACAUCCUUGUCCGCCAUCAAAGAACCCACACAGGUGAGAAGCCGUAUUCCUGCUCCAUGUGUGGGAAAUGUUUUACACAGAAACACAUCCUUGAACGUCAUGAAAGAAUUCACACAGGGGAGAAGCUGUAUUCCUGCCCCGAGUGUCCAAAAUGUUACACAUGGAAAGAAGAACUUGUCAGACAUCAGAGAUCUCACACGGGGGAGAAACCGUAUUCCUGCCCUGAGUGCGGGAAAUGUUUUGCAGAAAAGAACACUCUUACCAGACAUCAGAGAUUACACACGGGAGAGAAUCUGUAUUUCUGCUCUGAGUGUGGGAAAUGUUUUACACAGAUGUACGCCCUUGUACUUCAUCAAAGAACUCACACGGGCGAGAAGCCUUUUUCCUGCUCGGAGUGUGGGAAAUGUUUUGCGCAGAAGCCCACCCUCCUUCGUCAUCUAAAAUCUCACACCGGGGAGAAGCCUUUUUCCUGCCCCAAGUGCACAAAAUGUUACAAAUGGAAAGCAGAACUUGUUAAACAUGAAAGAUCCCACACGGGGGAGAAGCCGUAUUCCUGCCCUGAGUGCGGGAGAUGUUUUUCACGAAAGUUCAGUCUUACCGAACACCUGAUACGCCACGCGGGGACAAAGCUGUUUUCCUGCACCGAAUGUGAGAAGUGUUACGUGCGGAAACAAGAACUUGUCAGGCAUCAGAGGACUCACACGGGGGAGAAGCCUUUUCCAUGCCCUGAGUGUGGGAAAUGUUUCCCAUCUAAAUCAGAACUUGGCAGACAUCAAAAGUCCCACACGGGGGAGAAGCCGUGUUCCUGUCCUGAGUGCGGGAUAUGUUUCCCAGGGAAAUCAGAACUUGACAGUCAUCAGAUGACUCACACAGAGAAGAAGCCGUAUCCCUGCCAUGAGUGCGGGGAAUGUUUCCCAGAGAAAUUAGAACUUGUCAGACAUCAAAAAUCUCACACCGGGGAGAAGUCGUGUUCCUGCCCUGAGUGCGGAAAAUGUUUUUUAAAGGAGUCUGAUCUUGAGGGACAUCGGAGAACCCACACAACUGUUAAUAUGUGUUAGUAUAGAAAUGUCUUCUAUAUGAAUCAUAUUUGCUGCACAUUAGAGACCUCACCUUGAUAUACGUCCCCAAAAACACGGGGCUGAAGAGUGGAUGCUGUAGGAGCUUCAUCAUACAUAGACAUCCCCAAGAACACGGAGCUGAAGAGUGGAUGCUGUAGGAGCUUCAUCAUACAUGGACAUCCCCAAAAGAAAACGGGGCUGAAGAGAGGAUGCUGUAGGAGCUCCAUCAUACAUGGACAUCCCCAAAAGAAAACGGGGCUGAAGAGUGGAUGCUGUAGGAGCUUCAUCAUACAUGGACAUCCCCAAGAACACGAAGCUGAAGAGUGGAUGCUGUAGGAGCUUCAUCAUACAUGGACAUCCCCAAAAGAAAACGGGGCUGAAGAGUGGAUGCUGUAGGAGCUUCAUCAUACAUGGACAUCCCCAAGAACACGAAGCUGAAGAGUGGAUGCUGUAGGAGCUUCAUCAUACAUGGACAUCCCCAAAAGAAAACAGGGCUGAAUAGUGGCUGCCCUAGGAGUUUCAUUAUACAUGGACAUCCCUUAAAAAACACAGGGCUGAGGAGUGGAUGCUGUAGGAGCUUCAUCAUACGUGGACAUCUCCAAAAAACACAGGGCUGAAGAGUGGAUACUGUAGGAGCUUCGUCAUACAUGGACAUCCCCAAAA
This is a messenger RNA of Rana temporaria (common frog), 2242 nucleotides long. Its product is annotated as gastrula zinc finger protein XlCGF26.1-like. The transcript has a single exon. The coding region runs from base 23 to 1579 and encodes 518 amino acids. The record is from RefSeq and is a predicted model, not a curated record. Gene Ontology annotation, biological process: negative regulation of transcription by RNA polymerase II; regulation of cytokine production; regulation of immune system process. NCBI's taxonomy places the organism in Eukaryota, Metazoa, Chordata, Amphibia, Anura, Ranidae.